Molecule: messenger RNA, 486 nt
Organism: Symbiodinium necroappetens
Lineage: Eukaryota; Dinophyceae; Suessiales; Symbiodiniaceae
Source: the annotation of a GenBank genome assembly
AUGGGUCUCGCCGAGCUCGAGGCCUUGAAGAGGGAGGCGGAUGAGGCCCUGCAUUCGCUGAAUGAGGCCAAGGUGGUGGUAGCCAAGCUGCUAGAAGCGCACGACACCUACCGAGGACCCAGCCGGAACCUUCUGCUGCAAGCCCGGGUGGAGCUCACAAAGCUCAAGUCGCGGACAUCGGCCGCGGAGAGGAAUUGCCAGAGCGCCACGGAAGCUUUGCGAGUGGCGCAUGCGCAGGUGGUCAAAACCACUCUCUUCCAGGCCAAGAAUGGCUUGAGGACCGCAUUUCGAAAGCAAGGCACUCCGCGCGAUGCCGCCUUUGAAAGUGCCGUGAAGGGAGACGCCGAGCAGCUUUCCCUGCCUGAGUUCCAAGCAUAUGCCUCCAGUUUGACAGCUGACCUGACCCAGGAGCAGGUCGCGCUCUUGUACCGAGAGUUCGGUGGGAAAGUGGGCAUGACCCGGCCGGCCUUUUUCAAGGCCGUCCAG